AGAGAGAGAGAAAGAGAGUAGGAACAGCUGUCAUUAAAAAAAACCUCCAUUUGGGACGGUUCCUGUGAAGCGAGAGACAAUGUCGAAGGAACUUGACUUGAGGUCUCUGGUGCUGUUCCACAAUGAGGGUCUUAACACCCAUCUACACUCUCUCAGCAGUGAGGACGAGGCCUGGAAAAGCUACCUGGAAAAUCCACUCACUGCAGCAACUAAAGCCAUGAUGAGCAUCAAUGGUGACGAUGAGAGUGUAGCAGCUUUGAGUUUUCUUUACGACUAUUACAAGAUCCCAAAGGAGGAAAGAAUCCUUUUGCCUGGAAGAGUACCUUAUCCAUGUGAACUGAGCCCAGUAAAAAGGAAUAACCCUGGAACAGGAUUCGAAUUUGACGAUAUUCCAUCUCUGGAUAAUUCAAUCCAAGGUCUCAAAUAUUUUCCUGAGAAUCUCACCGUGGCAGCGGAGUACCCUGACCCAAUGAGGGGUCCCCUCCGCAGUGCCUCGGACUCUCUCUUUGCCGUUCCCAAAGCCGCCGAGCUGCCAGACUUGCCCAAGACCCCCACCCAGUUGGGAACCUACACCACUCUUCCCAUGGACCUGCACGACCACAGUCUCAACGAUUCGCUCAAUAAUAUCUUACUGCCUCCGACACAACAAAGGUGGCCCCCAGAAAACUGCUACAGAGAUAAUUUCAAGGGCUCGUCAACCGAGGGCUUUUUUGAUGAUUUGAUCAGAGCACCGAGUCUGGAGGAGAAUACACAAAGCGGAGCAAGGACUGACUUUAUCUGUAUGCUAGAGGCACCCAAAUCUGUGAACCAGAAACCAGGAGAGGAAGCAAUGGGUUACCUUAACAAGGGGCAGUUUUACCCCAUCACACUGCGGACCACGGAAAACAGCAAAUGCCUGCAACAAUCUUCAUCCAAAGUCCGAAGUGUCAUUAUGGCUGUUUUUGACAAUGUGAAGACUCCAGAGGAUCAGCUGAAAUUCUGGAAACAUUGGCAUUCUCGACAGCCCACAGUCAAGCAGAGGGUCGUUGACUUUGCAGAUUACAAGGAAAGUGCCAACACGGUCAGUUGUGUUGAAGAGGUGGCCUUCAACGCUCUGUCAUUCGUCUGGGAUAGUAACAAGGAAGCAAAGGUGUACAUUGGAAUUAACUGUCUGAGUACGGACUUCUCCUCACAGAAGGGGGUGAAAGGUCUUCCCUUAAAUCUCCAGGUAGACACAUACGCCUGUGAUGCUGAAUCCACCAAACCCAUCCAUCGGGCUUUCUGCCAGAUCAAGAUAUUUGUGGACAAGGGAGCCGAAAGGAAAAUGAGAGAUGAAGAACGUAAGCAAUCGAGAAGAAAAAGCAAGUUCCCCGAUUCGACCACAGGCACCGCACAUAAGAGAGUCCCGGCCACAGACCACAAGUCCAACGAUGUGACCUACUUUAAAACGGUGUCGGAUCUGGUGUCCAUCCCGGUUCUCUUCACUCCCGAAAGCCAUUUCCUUUAUCCUCAGCGAAACGGAUUGAGUCACUUGAUGGAAUCUGAAGCACUGUAUCACGAAGGAUUUUCAAUGAAAAGGAAAAACAAGGAAAUCUACCCAGAAGAGUUGGAAACUCCAGUCAAACAAGCCAGACUUUGUGAACCAGAGAGAGUGUUGCUAUAUGUCCGGAGAGAAAUGGAAGACGUAUUUGAUGCCCUGUUGUUAAAGACCCCCAAUCUUCAUGGACUGAAGAACGCAAUCUCGGAGAAAUAUGGACUGCUGGAGGAGGGGAUUUGUAAAAUUUAUAAGAAGUGUAUGAAAGGAAUCUUGGUGAACAUGGAUGACAACAUUGUGCAGCAUUACUGUAACCACGCUGCGUUUCUGGUGGAGGUGAAGGACAUUAUCGGAGGCUGUCAGAUAAUCCUGAAAGAGAUUUAAGGAGUCUCGGCAUUUAUGGACAAACUGGCAUGAGAACAUAAGUCAGUCAGCAGUCACCCUACCUCUCCCUCGCUGCUCCAAGCACAUUUAUUUGUUGGACCUUUCUGAUAUUUGGACUGACCAAGGAAAGGUCUCACUUUGAACAGGACAAGUUUUUUGCAACUGAACUUAACGAACAUGUUGGGAGGACUUUUUUUAUAUACUGUAUUAUAUAUAUAUAGAUAUAUAUAUAUAUAUAUCUGCAACCAAGAGGGUGACAUGAGUUUGAAGGAGUUCACUUUCCCACUUGUUGAAAUGCUCUUGUUUAGAAAGCUGAACACAUUAAACCUAGGUGCACAGAGUACAAGGAAUAUAUUUCAGUUCGACCUUAACUGACGCAUUAUGUUUAUUGUGUCACCGAAUCUCUAGGUAUACCUCAACGUAUCAGAAAGUUAAUCUCAGGAUUUCAGGCCUUUUUUCUUCCCAUCAUCCAUGCGUGUGUGUGUGUGUGUUUUGUUUCUCUGUGUGUCUGAAACCCCAGCGAUGUUUCACACUCUCUGCAAAUCCUUCAGUGUAAGGAAUUGCAAAGACAUCAAUGUAAAAAAACAACAACCUUGUUAGAGUGCUGGUGAAGUAUGUGGAAGAAUUUGUUGUCGAUAGAAAUGCAAUUCAAAACUCUUUAAGAGAUGUGAAAUGCUGUGUAAACCCAGACACUUUUUCCCUCACCUUCAAGUUAAGUGCAGUCAAAAGUGUCAAUGUAUUAGCAAAAUCUUGCCCCAGUUAUACUUCAUGUAUCAUCUUCAACACACUUGCCUCUUGCGUUGAGAGAGGAAAUGUUCAUGUUUCAUGUGUAAUUAGAGUUUAUGCAGAUGUCCCUCUUUUAAAGACUAGACUGGAUCGAAAGGUAAUCUCAUGUAAAGUCUUGCCAUAGUAAUUGAGAAACCAAAUAUUUUGGGAAACCCCAAGAAUUUCUGGUAUUUUGUUACUGGACAUUAACCUCCUUUGUAAGUACUGAAUGUGUUUUUUUCCCCUGCCUGUUUCACUGUUUGCCAUAGUAUAUUACUGAGAAAUUGUACAAUGAAGUUUGGAAACGUUGCCUUUGAUGAUUGGCACUUGGCAAAAAAACUUGUCGUAGGAAAGCAAUGUUUUCCUACGUGUAGCAACAAACCAGGGAGAGCACAAGAACUAAACUGGCCCUCUGUCUCUUAGUCAGCUUACAAAUUUGUUAUGGAGAUUGCCAAAGGGGCUACCAAUGGAUAUGUUCCAUUUCUGCGAUUGAGGCUUCAGUAAAUCAAGGUGAAUUAUUUGUACCUUCGGCUGGUUUACUAAGCGACAUCCAUUGUUUUUAAUCUAACCUCCUUGUUUGUAUCUCAGCUCAGUUUCUGUCGUCUUCUUAUUAACUCUGGUGAGUUUUAUGCAUUGUGGAAUAGUUAGCGGGUGAGGACUGUGCUUCGGGUGUCUAUGGCACAGCAUAAAUACUGUAAAUAUGAUCAAAAAAUUUGCAAGGCUCAAGAGCUGGACAGUAUGGUGAGGGACAUUUCAUUAUUUCUUUCUGAAUUUUUUUAUAUACCACAGAAGUGAUCUCAGAAUUGAUAUUUUUGUAUUAACCCACGGUAAUGGCUUCAUGGAUAACCAAAUCCAGAUGCUUUUUUUUAUAUAUAUAUAUAUUAUAUAUACUGUAUAUAGCUUUGCUAUUGUCAUAAUAGGUUCCGAAUGACACUACAUAGAAGCUGAACUGCCACAUUCUGCCUUUCGAGAUUUCAAUACAUCGAAGUUUCAACAGAUAAAUAUAACUUUUAUCGCAUUGUUAAGUUGAUGAUAUUCCUUGUUCACUGAAGGAACAGAAUUUCCCUGUCACAGUAUUCCAUCAGCAUUGGUUCCCUGCCAUCAGGCACUUAUAGUGCAAGACUUUCAAAAGGUCAAUUAAUAAAAAAAAAACUUUUAAAGUAACUUUCAAAAUGAUGAUGAUAUCAUUGUUUUUUUUUGUGUAAGAAACAAAAUCUGUGCAUUUUCCUUUCAACCAGAUCCAAUGGACGUGCACAUUAUCUUGGACCAAUGUUCCAAUUAGAACGUGCUGUUUAAGUAAUCAUUUGUUUAUGAGCCACGAACAGAUACGGGGAAUGUCUCUCCAACUCUCGUAUCUCCUGGUUGUCUAUUUCGUCACGGUUUAUGACUCUCAUAACGUUUGGAAAAUGCAGAUGGAACAAGUCGUGAAUCUGAAUACGUUUUUACAAAGAAACAACCCCCCCCCCCACCACCCCCCACCUC
This is a messenger RNA of Callorhinchus milii (elephant shark), 4144 nucleotides long. RefSeq names its product grainyhead-like protein 3 homolog. Gene Ontology annotation, cellular component: nucleus. Gene Ontology annotation, molecular function: DNA-binding transcription activator activity, RNA polymerase II-specific; RNA polymerase II cis-regulatory region sequence-specific DNA binding. The transcript has 16 exons. The coding region runs from base 80 to 1897 and encodes 605 amino acids. Gene Ontology annotation, biological process: regulation of transcription by RNA polymerase II. Lineage: Eukaryota; Metazoa; Chordata; Chondrichthyes; Chimaeriformes; Callorhinchidae. The record is from RefSeq and is a predicted model, not a curated record.